GGGACUUCGUCCGGGGGCGGAACCGCGGCCCUGAGGAGGCCCUUUGAUAGGCCCUCUCAUCCCGGAACUUCCGGGCCUCGCGAGUGCAUAUGGCAGCACCUGGAACCUGAGAGGCUACCCGAGGGUGUCGGAGGCCUGGUGAGAGAUAAUGGCGAAGAACAAACUAAGAGGGCAGAAGUCCAGGAAUGUAUUCCACAUAGCCAGUCAAAAAAGCUUUAAGGUUAAAAAUAAAGCAAAACCAGUUACCACUAAUCUUAAGAAGAUAAACAUUAUGAAUGAUGAAAAAGUUAACAGAGUGAAUAAAGCUUUUAUAGAUAUACAGAAGGAACUGGCAAACUUCUCAAAAGGCCUUUCCCUUGAACCUCUGCAGAAGCAACUGAUGUCUCAGCAGUGUCAUGAAAACGUACCAGUUAACGUUGAUGAAGCUACAAGGUUAAUGGCUCAGUUGUAAUACACCAAUGAUGCAUCAAAUUCCCCAAAAAGACCAAUAAAUUUAAUCUUUUAUACAAUUUUA
Molecule: messenger RNA, 514 nt
Organism: Budorcas taxicolor (takin)
Lineage: Eukaryota; Metazoa; Chordata; Mammalia; Artiodactyla; Bovidae
Gene: RBIS
Product: ribosomal biogenesis factor
Exons: 4
Coding region: 149-451 (100 amino acids)
Biological process (GO): ribosome biogenesis
Cellular component (GO): nucleolus
Source: RefSeq, a predicted model, not a curated record